AAAGAAGCGAUGGCCAGAACCAAGCAGACCGCCCGUAAAUCCACCGGAGGAAAGGCUCCCAGGAAGCAGCUGGCUACCAAAGCUGCCCGUAAGAGCGCCCCGGCUACCGGUGGAGUGAAGAAGCCCCACCGUUACAGGCCCGGUACCGUGGCUCUCCGAGAGAUCCGCCGUUACCAGAAGUCCACUGAGCUGCUCAUCCGCAAGCUGCCCUUCCAGCGUCUGGUCCGGGAGAUCGCUCAGGACUUUAAGACCGACCUGCGCUUCCAGAGCUCCGCCGUCAUGGCUCUACCUGGCCAAUCACUGAACAGACAGGAUCUAUAA
This is a messenger RNA of Cyprinodon variegatus (sheepshead minnow), 321 nucleotides long. Its product is annotated as histone H3-like. Bases 10 to 321 code for a protein of 103 amino acids. The transcript has 2 exons. Gene Ontology annotation, molecular function: DNA binding; structural constituent of chromatin; protein heterodimerization activity. The record is from RefSeq and is a predicted model, not a curated record. Lineage: Eukaryota; Metazoa; Chordata; Actinopteri; Cyprinodontiformes; Cyprinodontidae. Gene Ontology annotation, cellular component: nucleosome.